Molecule: messenger RNA, 2010 nt
Organism: Perca fluviatilis (European perch)
Lineage: Eukaryota; Metazoa; Chordata; Actinopteri; Perciformes; Percidae
Product: alpha-N-acetylgalactosaminide alpha-2,6-sialyltransferase 2-like
Exons: 6
Coding region: 985-1881 (298 amino acids)
Molecular function (GO): sialyltransferase activity
Source: RefSeq, a predicted model, not a curated record
ACAACAAUUACAAGAAAGUUGAAAAUGGAAAUCUUAAAUCUCAGCUUCCCCCAACAAUGCUCUCUGUGUGAGACAGAUGUGUGCCAAGAAUGUAUUUCAUAAUCGCUGUGUGGUGUUUUUGCUAUGAACAUUUAUGGCACUAAUGGUGGACUUAUGGUACUUCCUUCUCCUAUUAAUCACAUUCACACAAACACAUGUAUUUGUUGGCUUUUUAGGGGCAGCUGAACAAGCUGAAAACAACAUCUGACAUUAUCCCCUCAUAAUGUUGUUAAAGCUACUUAAGUUUUCAUGGUUUUCAUGUUUUCAUUCUCCUGGGAGAAGUCCUGUGUUUCUUUGACCCAUCCCAUGUGGAUUUGGAUUAAAAAAGCAGUUAGUAGUAGUCAGAUAGUAUUUGUGACAUUCUGAAAACAAACAUAAUACAGGACAAAAUAUGUUUCCCCUUAAAACGAGAAAGCAGUUUAGUGGUACGGGAACGUAAUCUUUAGGAGACAGGACUACAGAGCAACAUUAGUAGUCUGGAGUCGUGUUUGUAGCCACCUGAAGAAUUUCAGUCCAAUAUUCACUCUCUUUUAGCUCUGUUUUUGGUCUCCAGCAACUCCGAAGAAAAAUGUCUGGUCCUUUAGCAGAUAAAUGCUCCACUAUGUUCACCAGCUAAUUGCCAACUUUGUCUCUCUAUUGUUUGCUGCUGAGCAGGUAGGUACAGAGAGGUUUUAGAGCUAAUUUGCUGAAAACAGCUGCCUACUGAAAGCAACACGGUGAGAGUGAACCGAAACAGUAAAGUUGGGAGCCGGAAAUCUAAACUAUGAGCUGAUACUCACUAUAAAGCUCUGUAAAGCCGUGAUGAGCUGCAGAUUCAGUUGAUAAUUCUCUGUAGGUUCAUAAGCGACCGCUUUGCUUUCAUAUCGUCAUUUAAUACAUUGUUACUAUAAAAAUAUGAAUUAAAGCUAAGUUUAACACAAUUACAACCACCUAGACAUUAGCAAUAUGCUUGUGAGAUUUGACUGCAGAAAGUGUUCUGGUUGUCAACUGUUUUGCAUUUUAAAACACAUUACGAUUUGUUUUUUUUUACUUGUUUUUGCAGAAGUGAUGGCUUCAGUAAAGUUGAUCCCAAAGCCAAAAGAGCCACUGCUCCUUCCAAAACCAGGCGGUGACGGGUGUGUGCGCUGUGCUGUGGUGGGCAAUGCAGGGAUCCUCAAUGGCUCUAAAAUGGGGAAAGAGAUUGAUGCUCAUGAUUAUGUUUUUCGGAUGAAUGGUGCAAUCACCCAAGGUUACGAGGAAGACGUAGGAAACAGAACAUCGGUGUACAUUCACACGGCCCACUCCAUCACAUCUGCGCUGUAUUUCUUCAAGAAGUUUGGAUAUACUACUGUCCCUCAUGAUGAGGGUAUAAAAUACAUUAUAGUUCCUGAGGGGAUGGGGGAUUUCGAUUGGCUCAGGGGUCUUCUCAAAGGAGAAAGAAUCACUGUUGAUCGAUAUGGAAACAUAAGGCCAUGGACGUACUAUGCUGGGCAGUACAAUGAGACCCGCUUCUAUGUUCUGCACCAGGACUUCCUGAGAUACAUUCGAAACAGGUUCUUAAAGUCUCCUAAUCUAAAUGCUUCAUACUGGGCAUUAGUCAGACCAAGCAAUGGGGCAUUCACUCUCUUCCUGGCUCUGCAUACCUGCGACACUGUGAAUGCAUAUGGAUUCAUGACUGAGGACUACAAGAAAUACUCAACUUACUACUUUGAGAAAAAUAUUAAAACCCCUGUCAUUCUCUACGCCAACCAUGACUAUAUCCUGGAGAAAAACUUGUGGAAAAAACUGCAUGACAGCAAAAUAAUUAAGCUUUAUCAAAGAACAGAGUCAGAAACAGGGACGAAAAAGCCUAAACAACACUGAUACACUGAGAAUGGAAGUAAGAGAUUCUGCAAUAACUCUGCAAACCCUUGGUGUUCUCUCAAUGAGCUUCAUGAGGUAGUCACCUGAAAUGGUUUUCACUUCACAGGUGUGCUUUGUCAGGGUUAAUUA